Molecule: messenger RNA, 1075 nt
Organism: Marmota flaviventris (yellow-bellied marmot)
Lineage: Eukaryota; Metazoa; Chordata; Mammalia; Rodentia; Sciuridae
Gene: Akap19
Product: chromosome 11 C2orf88 homolog
Molecular function (GO): protein kinase A regulatory subunit binding
Source: RefSeq, a predicted model, not a curated record
GACUGAACCCGGCGUUUGUGGGAAGGCGGCGCUACUGCCCGGCCACAGACUGCACUUUGCCCCUGCUCGGCCUCAGCGUCCGCGUGCCCUGACGCCAGCAAGCCCCCUCCCAAGAGCAGCGCCUGCUCGGGAGCUCGGGCACUGGCCCCGGCACGCAGCCCUCCGAGCGCCGGAUGCCUCCAGGGUCCCCAGGGCGGUGCACACCUGCGAUGGCCGCGCAGCUGCCCUGGUGAUGUGUGGUAUAAACACUACGAGUGAAGAGUGGUGAAAGGGAGCACUGAUUACCAAGUGGCCUGGCGAGAGAAAGCACUGGUCCACAUCUUGUGGUGGACAGACCUUCACUGUCUUCCCAAAAUGCUGCUGAAGUAGUCUUGCUGCUGCUCUCCUUCACUCAGUCAUAACACCUCUACAACAUGGGCUGCAUGAAAUCAAAGCAAACUUUUCCAUUUCCUACCACAUUUGCACCAGAGAAGCAAGAUGAGAAUGAAGAAACCUUCAUGCCAGAACAGGAAUUUCUACCUAGGAUGCCUUCUCCAGUUCAUGUCAAUGAGGAAGUGAAGAAACCCCCAGUGCCCAACAUUGUGGUGCUUGAAUAUGCACACCGUCUAUCCCAGGAAAUUUUGCAUGAUGCCCUGCAGCAGUGGGCACGCAAUAACAUCAAGUACUAUGACAUCCCAUACAUUGAGAGUGACAGCGAGGGCCUUGAUGCUGUAGGAUGACAACUUUGUUGACCUGUGGAUAUAGUUGGUGCUAGUUUAAAUACAUGAAACAGAAGCAAACGCUGGUGUGCAUAUAAGUACAAAUAACUCCAUCUGGAUGUAGAAACUUGUCUAUGAUAAUGUCACUGGUGUAGGAAAACCUAAGAUGAAAUGUGUUUUAAGCAGUUCUGUGUUAACAGUAAUUUCUACCUGCUGGUUUUUGAAGUUUGGUUAUACAAGGGCCAAACGAGGUCCUGUGGCACCCAGUAAUCAUCUGGAGGUCACACCACUUUCUUCCUGAGGCAUAAUGGCACCACCAAAGAAAAUGCUAAAAGUAUCCCAGGUUCUAAAUGGUUAAAGUCACUUCUUUAAAAUAA